Messenger RNA from Aspergillus heteromorphus CBS 117.55, 510 nucleotides. Its product is annotated as EthD domain-containing protein. The transcript has a single exon. The record is from RefSeq and is a predicted model, not a curated record. NCBI's taxonomy places the organism in Eukaryota, Fungi, Ascomycota, Eurotiomycetes, Eurotiales, Aspergillaceae. The coding region runs from base 88 to 510 and encodes 140 amino acids. Gene Ontology annotation, molecular function: oxidoreductase activity.
AUCAUCCAAACAAUUCAACGAUCCCAACACCACCACCACCACCACCACCACCCAUACAAACGAAAUACCACCAACCCAACCGACAAAAUGCCCUUCAAACUCCUCCUCUUCGUUUCCCGCCUCCCGCACAUCUCCCCCGAGGCCUUCAAAUCCCAAUACGAAGAGCACAUCACCCUCGUCAAGCGUCUCGCAGGGGAUACCUUCCCUCUCCUCCACAAGCGGACCUACCUCGCGCGCACCACCGUCGACAUUCCCCCCGAGGGCGCAACAUCCCGCAAUGCCAACACCCCCGCCACGGUUCUCAUGGGGCAGCAGUCGGACUACGACUAUGAUGUUAUCGCGGAGAUUACCUUCGCGGAUCAGGAGGGCUUCGCGGCCUUCAGACAGAAGGUCUCUGCGCCGGAUGCGCCCGAGGCGGCGGCUGAGUUGCACGCGCAUGAGGCGAAGUUUAUGGAUGCGGAGAAGUUUGGGAUUGUGGUGGUGGGGGAUGUUUUGGAGACGAAGAGGUGA